AACGUAAACAAAAAAGAAAAGGAAAAAAGUCCCCGUCGGGGAAAGAAAUCGUGGUGUCGGUCUUUCGUAACAAUAAUAAUAUUCAAUAAUUACCAACCAUGAACGCGCUCGCCAAACUGAAAACGCUCACCCCCAGCAUCAAUCAAAUCGUGCGCACGUACGCAUUAAAAUCGGACCUCAAAAUCAAAUGGGUCCGACCGGAGAAGAUCCCGUGCUACAAGCCGGAGAAGUCGGGCGAUUUGCAGUCCCUGCCGACGUUUGCCGGCACCGAGCUGAUGAAGGAUUACCGUGACUCGAAGGAGCUGGAGUCGGCCAACGAGCAUGUGCGCAAUCUGUUCACCAUACAGCACAAUCGGCGCCGGGAGAUGGUGGAAAACUUUAAGGAGGACAUGGUGCGAAGGGUGUACCGACACGAGCUGGACUACGGUUCCAUCGAGGCACAGCUGGGGCUGAUGACGGCCAGGAUUCGCAGCUUGCAAGACUACAUGGAAAAGUUCCCCCGCCAGUCCGUGGUGAAGGUUCAGCUGAAGGAGUUGAUUGACAAACGCAAGCGCUUCCUUCGCUACCUGCGCCGAUGGGACUAUCGGCGGUUCGAGUACAUGCUGGAGAAGCUUGAUCUCGUGUACAAACCCUAUCCAACGCACUUCCACUGGAUCACACGCAAAGACUCGUUGCGCAAGCUGACCAACAUCCACUGCGACCAGAUCAAAGAGACGCGACUGGAAGAGUACCGCCGGCAGUUGGAAUCGCAACAGCUUGACUUUCUCGAGAACAAGCUGAAAACGCUAGAAUUCAUCCGCAAGGAGCAGACGGAAUGCCAGGUGCCGGUGACAGUAUCGAACGAUGAAAUCAAAGCCGUCCGCAAGCAAUACGAAGAGCUGAAGCAAAAGCGAGCGGCAGCCGCGGAAAGCUUAAAAGAGCCCGAAGAUUCGUAAAACUACCCUCUUGGGAGUGUUUUUGGUUGUUUGAGCAAGGAAGAGAAUGCGACGACCAUAGGUUUAUUCUUUUCCGUUCACUUUUAUUUGUAUAAAAAAAUACAUUAAUACGAAUAAAGUUAAUAGACUUGA
Molecule: messenger RNA, 1067 nt
Organism: Anopheles arabiensis
Lineage: Eukaryota; Metazoa; Arthropoda; Insecta; Diptera; Culicidae
Gene: bonsai
Product: 28S ribosomal protein S15, mitochondrial
Exons: 3
Coding region: 99-935 (278 amino acids)
Biological process (GO): translation
Cellular component (GO): ribosome
Molecular function (GO): structural constituent of ribosome
Source: RefSeq, a predicted model, not a curated record